Verruconis gallopava is the source of this 1093-nucleotide messenger RNA. RefSeq lists its product as uncharacterized. The transcript is spliced from 3 exons. The record is from RefSeq and is a predicted model, not a curated record. NCBI's taxonomy places the organism in Eukaryota, Fungi, Ascomycota, Dothideomycetes, Venturiales, Sympoventuriaceae. The coding region runs from base 166 to 903 and encodes 245 amino acids. Gene Ontology annotation, molecular function: structural constituent of ribosome. Gene Ontology annotation, cellular component: mitochondrial ribosome; mitochondrial large ribosomal subunit. Gene Ontology annotation, biological process: mitochondrial translation.
CAAAGAUGCUCAACUUUUUGGGCACGCCAGAGCACAGCCAUCAAUUACCUACACGAUAUUUCAUUCCUGCUUGAAGAGCCGGAUGGCAUCAAUACGGCAUUAACUUCCAUGUUUUAACUAUACUUUCCGUACUGUAAAUUGCGUCCAUUUCGCCAUCCCAUCACCAUGUCCACACCUCUCUCGAGCGUUCGACAAGUUGCCUGCCAAAAUGCUGCUCAUUGCACAUUCCGAAACACAGUCCAAUCGCAGAGAAGUCAUUUCUCUACAUCUGCGCCGCGAUGGCCCCGUGAGACCAAAGGCACAAAUAAAAUGCGCGGUUUCUCCGCUAUCCGGUCCUCAGGUCCAAUUGGCCGUAAGGUGAGGUCCAUAAAGCCGGAUCAGCUACCCGUGCCUGUCAUGGAUCCGGCAAAGCGCGCGAGGAUAGAAACGAGCGAGAACCACGGGCUGUGGGGUUUUUUUAAUAAGAAGAAAGAAGCAUUGACGGAUCCGAAGGAUUUGAAUGCUCAUGGCAGAGCAUGGACAAGGAAGGAAUUGCGUAUCAAAAGCUUAGAUGAUAUGAAGGUGUUGUGGUGGAAAUGUCAUUUGGAACUCAACCGGCUUUCAACAGAGGAACAUGAACGGAAAAGGCUGAAUCCUGGGUACGGCAUGUACGAAUUGGAAAAGCGACGAGACACUAUUCUAGAGACACAGCGCGCCAUCCGCGAGGCUCUUGAAGAACGAUACGAUGCAUGGCUAGAAGCAAGAGAUAUACUCAUGGCAGGCAAGGAUCCAGAUAUUGAGAUAAACGAGCACGGUAGGCUGCAGUGGAGAGCGGAGCAGGAUCCGUAUGAGGUGGAGGAAAUGGAGGACAAAACUACAUCCGUAAAGGAGUCGCAGCGUAGCACAUCGCCUUCACCAUCAUGAAGACGUGGAAACCGUGCAUUUGCCGAACUCUUUUGUGACACGGUGCAUAGAAUACUUGAAGAUAUCUUUGUGUUAUUAGCACUGGUUGGGAGCAUCGCAUGUGAAGGCGUUUGCAUAGCCGUGUAUCAUGUAAGAAUACCAAUGCACCAAUAGGUCGAUCAUUAAAUACAUUGCAUAUUUUGUUGUUCUA